Messenger RNA from Linum trigynum, 4446 nucleotides. The record is from the annotation of a GenBank genome assembly. NCBI's taxonomy places the organism in Eukaryota, Viridiplantae, Streptophyta, Magnoliopsida, Malpighiales, Linaceae.
CUUCAUCGUCGACAAAUGUCAUACCUCUUCUGGUCAUCCUGUGCUCCUUGUAAAAUACAUAAAAGUUUUAUAUAUAAUAAUAACUAAAAACGAACACACACAUGAAGAGACAAUGAAUCUAGACUGGUUGUACACGUGCCCCCUUGAGAAGAGAGUGCCAUGCAACCCUAGCAAUUGAGGCCACUACAAUUGAGGGCAUGCAGUAUAAUAUAGUCCAGGUAUAUUCAUGUGCUUCAUCUAAGGACUAAGAUAUAUCAUAUAUGAAAUAUAGAAUUCAAUGUCAAUAAUGCAUGUUUUUGUGUGUUUCAUUUGUUUCUUAAUCAAGAUAUAACCUCAAUACACUGAAAAUGAAGAUCAUGACCCAAUACCAAACGGUGAUUUGAUGACAAUUAAGAUGCAACAACCAACCUAUGUCCUUACUGGUUCGAUACUCUAUAACUCGAUUCAUAUGAUUGUUUGUGACUGUAGUUGAUUCCUAUAAAAGUUGUGUUUUGUUCUCUCCUUGUUUUUUAAACAAGGCUAAGUAGUAUAGAGUCAUAGAUCGAUCUUUUGCCCUGCCGCAUUCCAAUUCAUCGAAGCCUGUUUAAUCAUGUUGAUUUAGAUAGCUCAAGGAAUACUAAAUUCAAAUAUGAGAUUUCUAUCGAGGAGAGAGGUUAAUUUUGUGAGCACCAUAAGCUAGUUGGAGUGAAUUUAUGGAUAUAUAUAUUAAUAAGCUCAAUGUGACACAUGUCAUGACCAGAUUUGUUGUGAUAUGGGGCUUGGGGAGGAUGUGAUAUUUUUAUGUGAUUCGAUAGCCCAAUUGGGUUUAUGUGUAUUUGAGUUUACAAGACACGUGUUGGCAUGCAAGUGGGGUUGUAGAGGGGCCAUAUGUUGACUUAUUAGAUUGUGCGUUUGUGCCUUGUGGAGGGGACGUUUUUGUUGCAUAUAAUUAAGGGCCGUUUGGAGCAAGAAGGGUCCAAUGGCAAUAGUAACUCUCUCAGAUAGCUAUUUCUGUUUUGGCUGUAUGAACAACUGUCACUCAAUGACACAAUUGUUAAGUCCCCACAGUUGCAAACAUAAUUGUUACACAAUUGUUAGAUGGAGAUUCGAAUAUAUCCUCUGUCAAAUCAAUUUUGAUAUCAUGUUAUAAACUGAUUGGUACGAAUAAUUUGAGUUAUUGGAGAAGUUAACUAUUAAUUUUAACCAUUCCUUCCUCGCACGCUUGUUCAAACGAAAACUAACUCUCAUAAGGUUGAAGUCAAUCCGUACAGGCUUGCCAUAACCAAAAAAUUUAAACCAAUUGUUAAUAUUGGAGGAUAUGGGGAUUUGAACUUGCACGAUCAAACCAUCUGUGAUAUCAUGACAUUAACCGUUUUGAUCUCAACAACUCGAAUUACUAGGGUGGAACACAGAUUUAACCAUACCCCAACAAAACUGCAUCUUGUGUAAGGCUUCUGGUCUCAAUUGAGUGGACACUCAAAUUUUGGGUAACACUUGAAUAUUCUUGGUAUGGUUUUCCUCUAAUAAUACAGUACUCUCAUUCAUUAACAUACCGUUUGGUACCAAAUGAACCAAGAAUUCAUUUCAUUUUAAAAUGAAUUAUCGUAUAGAAUUCAUUGUCAAAUGAAUUCCUAUGUUUGGUAUGUCACAUUCAAAUCUUUAGAAAUAAAAUGAUUUGAAUAUCCAAACCUUGUUUCGCAUACGUUUAGAAUUCAAUUAAAUUAAAAGUUUCAAACUACACCUUUAUUAGAUUUCCGGCAGAAACAAUAUUCAUUGAAAAUCCAUCUUCUAAAAAUCGCCUUUGAUCUCAUACGUAGAAUAUCAAAAGUGUUCUUGUGUGUUCCUAUUCUAUUCAUUAGUUCUUUUCAAAUAUUUUAUCAAGAACUCUACGCUCUAGUUGUGCCUUCUCAACGUACUGAUAUACAAUUGAAGCAGAAAUAUCCCAUAACUAGCAUAUGCUACAAGCGUUGCAAAACAAAUUCUUGUCGACGUUCCUCAUACUGCAUGAAUUGGCGCCAUAUAAUACAUGUAGAAGUAAUUUAGUUAAUAAUUGAGGAUAAUUAUGUUAUUAUAUUAUAAUUAGUAAAUAAUUGUGGAAUUAAUUUGGAAAUUCUAUCUCGAUUCCUCGGAAUUGCUAUAACUAGUUCCAAUUUUGUAGAAUUCAAAAUUUAGAAUUGAAAAUGAAUUCUUUUAAAUAUCAAACACAAAAAUAUUUCAUUUCAAAAUGAAAUCCUUAAAAUUUAGGAUUUUGCUACGGUGACAUGCAAGUUGUACAUGUUGGAAGUGGUCGACCUAAUGUAGCAUUCGCCUUCAUCUUUUCUAAUGCGUGAUUUCCACCGUCUAAUUUGAUAUAUUGUUUCGUGCAGAAUACCAUUCGGUCGACCUUGACAUCAACCAGGUCGACCUGACGAGACAAUUCUUCGGAUUUGAAUUUAGGGCACAACACUUGGACUUCUGUACUUGCGAGGUAACGAAGAUCAACCCAAUUGGUCGACCUAAUGUGUUUCAAGGUCGACCGUUUCUGUUUGUUUUGGUUAUUCAACCUGAAUGUCGACUUUGGCUUCGUUUGUAAGACUGUGUUGUGCUUGAAAAGGUCGACCUCGCCAGAUAUCUGGUCGACCUAUCCUUUUUUCGGUUUAAUAUUGAACUUACUUUUUGUUGUUAAUUGUUAUUUUCCUGUUGGAUAGGUCGACCUAGGAAGAACAGAGGCCGACCUUAAUGGUUGUGGUAGUCACUAUUUGUCUUCCCGGUCGACCUAAUAAUUUGUCAGGUCGACCACGUCUUUGUUUUUUGGUCAAUUGUAGAAAUUUGUAGUUGAAUUAUGAUUUGAAUUUUUCUUUAAAUUGUUUAGACGAUGACGCAUGAUGAGAGAUUGCAUCAAGAUUUGGGUGAAAUCAUGAAAUUGUUGAAAGCCACACAAGAGAAGCUGGUGGUGUGUCAAACACAAGUCAAUGACUUUCAGAAGUCCAUGCGUGAUAGAGUGGAGCAAUUGUCCGUUCGACUGACAGAUAUGACUGGGAUGAUGCAUGACGGGUUUGAGAGGCUAGAAGGUGCUAUCAAUGAUAUAAGUGCAGAACGAAUGGAGAAUGGCGGAAGAGAUGGUACAUGAAAGAAAUUUGACUUUGGUAAAGAGGAGGAAGACCAUGAUGACUCUGAAAAUUGCUACCAAAGCAUAGACGAUUUAUUGAAAGAGCACAAUUUAAAGGUAUCCAAGUAUAUUCAUAUGUGAUUGAAUAUAUUAGUAUUACUAUCAUUAGUGCUAAUUUGUUUUGUUUAUAUGUUUGACAGAGUGACACAACGAAUGGCAGCAAGGGGUCCUCUCCUUAGUACAAGAGACCUCGAUAUGAAAGUGACUCCUACACCACUCCACAGAAGGAUCAUUUUGUAAGAAAUGGAUUAUUUAGUGCUGAUAGCGAUGAAGAUGAAUCUAAGAGUCCUUUCGAAAACCACGGGGUAAGUUUACGUUACAUAUUCAUCUAUAAUGUGUGUUUGUGUUCAUAUGUUACUUUAAUUUUAACUAUGAUUUGUAGGUCAUGAAAGUGGAGGGUCCAGAAGGAUUCACCCAAAAACUUCAAAAUCCAGUUGAAGACUUGUAUUAUGUUGUUACUAAAGAGAAGGCUGGGGACACGAAUUUGGACAAGUAAGACGUUUUUUAGUACGUGUGGUCGACCGUUUAGGUCAUGAGGUCGACCGUUUGUCCAAUAAGGUCGACCUGUACGUUGCAAAUCACAAUUGACAUUUCUGUUAUUUUGAUUUUUGCAGUUUGACCGUUGUGGACUUUUUUUUUUGAAAACGUGCAACGACAUUAUUUGAGUUCGGUCAUUAGCGAGAAUAGCUGGGUUUGCUCAUCAGUAAGUACUAUACUACUACGACUUUCGUAUGAAUUGUGCACUAUUAAUGUUACGAUUUACGAUGAUUUUGUGUUUGAUUGUUGGAUGGUAGGUAGUGGAUUUGUGUGCAAGGGCACUGACAAUGUCUGAAAAACUUGAUGUGAAAGAGCCAAAUGUGUGGUAUUUGCCAAAUAUGUUUUCGGUAAGAGCUGUAAUGUCAAAUUAUUUGUCAUAACCUAGUUAUUUAUAUUGUACCAUGUCAAUUCAUCUCAAUUAAAACAUGGUGCAGAAAAUGGUACGCGCUAACAUGAAGAACAGACAAAUUCGUAACAAGUUGAUGAAUGAUGGCGUGGUGUUUAUGCCGAAUGUUAGUGCAUGCUAGAAGGUUAGUCUAGUCAACGUCCCUAUAUCAUUAAAUUUCAAAAGUGCAUUUGUUUGUAUUCGCUGUUUAUAACAUAUAGUGAGUGUUUCGUUGCUAGAUAUUUAUGUCAGUUCUUGACGAUGAAGCACGUCAUUGGUUUCUGUAUCUCGUCAAUGUCCAGCAAAAAACUGCAUUUUUGCUUGACAGUCUCCCUUCAACUAGUGAGGCGAAUCGUAGGUGUAAAUCAGCACUAUGCAAGAAAUUGGUAAGUGUUUC